CUGCGAUCAGAGGUGAUCCGCGCGUGGGAAAAUGACAAUCAAGUUUGUGGUCACCCUCUUCACACUUUUGCUCGCUGGAGGUGCUCGCUCUGAUUUACGGGAAUAUGGCGACGACGAUGAGGAUCAUCAGGACACCACUGUCAAUCAAAUGCUGGUGCCCAGGUCACACCAGGAGGACGCAACGCUCAUUCUGAACAAUUUGCUCAAGGAGUACGACAAGACUCUGCGCCCAGACAUCGGAGAGAAACCAACAGUCAUAGAUGUGGGCAUCUAUAUCAACAGCAUCGGCCCUGUGUCAUCCAUUGAUAUGGAGUACCAGAUCGAUAUUAUCUUCGCCCAGACCUGGGUGGACACCCGUCUGAGGUAUAACAGCAGCAGCAUGCGGAUUCUAACCCUCAACAGCAAUAUGGUCGGUCUGAUCUGGCUGCCCGACACCAUCUUUAGAAAUUCCAAGAACGCCGAUUCUCACUGGAUAACGACGCCCAAUCAGUUGCUCCGGAUCUGGAACAAUGGGAAAAUACUUUAUACUCUGAGGAUGACCAUCAACGCAGAGUGCCAGCUGCAGCUCCAUAAUUUCCCAAUGGAUGAACACUCCUGUCCUCUCAUCUUCUCUAGCUACGGCUACCCACGAGAUGAGAUUGUGUACAAAUGGAAGCGAAACUCAGUGGAGACAUCUGAUCAGAAAUACUGGAGGCUUUACCAGUUUGACUUCAUGGGGCUCAGAAACACUACGGAUGUCCUCACGACUAUGGCUGGUGACUACGUGUUAAUGACCGUUUACUUCGACCUCAGCAGGAGGAUGGGCUACUUCACCAUCCAGACCUACAUCCCCUGCAUCCUGACUGUGGUUCUCUCCUGGGUCUCCUUCUGGAUCAAGAGUGAUGCCACGCCUGCAAGGACGACUUUAGGAAUCACCACAGUGCUGACCAUGACCACGCUGAGCACAGUGGCCAGAAACUCUAUUCCUAGAGUGUCCUACGUAACCGCCAUGGACCUGUUUGUCACCGUCUGCUUCAUGUUUGUCUUCGCUGCCAUGAUUGAGUACGCCAUGCUCAACUACUACUCCUACAGUAUACGCAGACCUCCCCCAAAGAAGAGAAUGGCCUACUCGUCUUUCAACAUGGGUCCCACCCCUCGGCCUAUGAUGCCCAUGGGCAACUCCUUGUUCUGGCAUGACUAUGAUGACAGUUGUCUGCACGAGUGCCUGGAUGGAAAGGACUGCAAGAGCUUCUUCUGCUGCUAUGAGGAGUGUAAAGAAGGCGGCUGGAGGAAAGGACGGAUCCACGUCAACAUCCGUGAGCUGGAUGCCUACUCCCGGGUUUUCUUCCCCACCUCGUUCUUGCUCUUUAACAUUGUGUACUGGGUCAGCUACCUCUACCUCUAGUCUGUCUCAAGCCGUGAUGUGUGGGCACUGCUGAAACAGCCCGCGGCACUUUGCACCACGGCUUGUGAUUUGAGGUCAGUGCUAAACGUAGGGGAAGAAAUGAGGUGGAUCUGCUGUGUGGGACUUGUGAGGGACAUGCUGCCUCUGGAGUGAUAUGACGUAUUCAAAAAUACAUGUGUGCUCGGGUGCACAGUGUAAAGGCCAUGAUACUUUGAGCAGUGCCACUCCACCAUGAAUAAAUCGCUCAGCAGUAGAAUAACAAGCCGCCAGCAUUAACUUGAAUGGAUGAGUCCCACUUAUGACUCUCUCAGAAACCAAACAACAGACAGCUGUGACUUCAGAGACAUUUGGGAACAGGGGUUGCAGAGCUGACUCUUGGUUGUGGAGAUGGCGAAGCACCCAUAGUGCCUUCUUUAGAAAGGGUGCGGCACCGAGAGAAGCAGCUUCAGAGUUCCCUUCAUUAUCUUUAUUACCUCAUCCAUCACACCGCCGCAUGCUGAGCUGUUUAGUCUUUGACGAAACAAACCCAGAACACAGUUCUCACCACUGGAGAUGUUUAAAAACCAACGCUCACCAUUCAUUUCGUAGCACAUUAGUUUUAGUUGUACCCUAGAAUUAGUUCCCUUUUUGAGAAUAGUUGUUUUCUUGUUCUUCUUCUUAUUGGAACUAGUUGUUCUUUCACAGCAGGUCACAUCAGCUGUUACUUGUUAAAUAUGGGUUCAAGCCAGGGGCAGUGGUUGUAUGGUAAAAUCUUAUUUAUUGAGUCAGUGACUUUUUUGUUGAACAUGACUAUUUUGUUUGAACAUGCCGUUUACAGUACAUGCCAAGAUGUGGGAGUUUUUAAUGAAUGCUGGGCUAUAUUCGCACACAACAACUAUAUAAAAACUGCAUAAUGUCUGCAGACUGAUCUAAAACUACCUGGGCAUAUUUUGUAUGUUGCAGUAAACAGAUUGGGGUUGGAGUACUGCUGUUUUUUUCCAAGAACACAUCAGUUUAAAACAAAGGGGUUUUUUUUUCUUACUUAAAUAGACUUUGAGUUUUUAAUAU
Pelmatolapia mariae (spotted tilapia) is the source of this 2431-nucleotide messenger RNA. RefSeq names its product gamma-aminobutyric acid receptor subunit gamma-3-like. Gene Ontology annotation, cellular component: GABA-A receptor complex; postsynapse; plasma membrane. Gene Ontology annotation, molecular function: GABA-gated chloride ion channel activity; benzodiazepine receptor activity; inhibitory extracellular ligand-gated monoatomic ion channel activity. The transcript is spliced from 10 exons. Gene Ontology annotation, biological process: synaptic transmission, GABAergic; nervous system process; signal transduction. The coding region runs from base 32 to 1384 and encodes 450 amino acids. The record is from RefSeq and is a predicted model, not a curated record. Lineage: Eukaryota; Metazoa; Chordata; Actinopteri; Cichliformes; Cichlidae.